Messenger RNA from Tachysurus vachellii, 6020 nucleotides. It is a transcript of the gene syn3, whose product is annotated as synapsin III. The coding region runs from base 225 to 1862 and encodes 545 amino acids. Gene Ontology annotation, molecular function: ATP binding. Gene Ontology annotation, biological process: neurotransmitter secretion. Gene Ontology annotation, cellular component: synaptic vesicle membrane; synaptic vesicle. The transcript has 14 exons. Lineage: Eukaryota; Metazoa; Chordata; Actinopteri; Siluriformes; Bagridae. The record is from RefSeq and is a predicted model, not a curated record.
CAACGCGCUCUCGUUCCCGGCAUGCACUGGGGAGCUGUAUUGUACUGAGGAAGCUUUUGCACGGGGAAAUCGAGUAGGUGCUGUGGCGCGAGCGCAGGGAAUCUCCUCAUUCUGAUCCUCAUCCCAGAAAAUUAUCUACAAAAAAAAAAAAAAAAGGAAAAGGGACAAAAAACAGACCGGACGCAUUAAGCCCAUUCUCUUUAUUGCCGAUCAACAGCACCACCAUGAACUACUUGCGCCGGCGUCUGUCUGACAGCAGCUUUGUAGCCAACCUGCCCAAUGGCUACAUGAUGGACUUGCAGAGGCCCUCUGGCUCUAGCGGUUCCAGCAGUUCUACCAGCUCCCCGGCUUCCCCGGCCACGGAGAGGCGUCAGCAGCCGCCUGCAGCAACAGCAGCAGCUGCACCAGCAGCAGCAGCAGCACCAUGUCCGCCUCCUCAACCCGCCUCCACAGGCACGUUUCUCAGCUCUUUCUCCAGCGUGGUGAAGACAGCUCAGAUUGCCAGUGCUGUGCAGGCCAAAGCUGCUGCUCAUGCGGACACAGCAGCUGCAGCAGCGGCUGGUACCGCUCCGGCCAAGCCUGUAGUCCGCAAGCCCAAAGUGCUGUUAGUCAUCGACGACGCACACACAGACUGGGCUAAAUAUUUCCGAGGCAGGAAGCUGAACGGAGAAUAUGAGAUCCGUGUUGAACAGGCUGAGUUUUCAGAGAUCAACGUGGCGUCCACCGUCAGCACCGGCUGCGUGGUUGAUAUGCAGGUCGCUCGAGGCGGCACCAAAGUUGUAAGGUCCUUUAAACCAGAUUUCAUCCUGAUUCGCCAGCACGCCUACAGCAUGACCCCGGGAGAAGACUUCAGAAGCCUCGUGAUUGGUCUGCAGUAUGGAAGUGUGCCAAGUGUGAAUUCCCUGCACUCCAUCUACAACUUCUGCAGCAAACCCUGGGUUUUUUCUCAGAUGAUCAAACUCUACCAUGACUUGGGACCAGAGAAAUUCCCACUGAACGAGCAGACUUUCUUCCCUGACCACACACAGAUGAUGCCCACUCUGACAUUUCCAGUCGUAGUGAAGAUGGGGCACGCCCAUGCAGGCAUGGGAAAGAUAAAGGUGGAGAAUUCAACUGACUUCCAGGACAUAACCAGCGUGGUGGCUCUCGCCAAAACGUACGCAACAGCAGAGCCUUUUGUCGAAUCCAAGUACGACAUCAGGAUCCAGAAAAUUGGCAACAACUACAAAGCAUACAUGAGAACCUCCAUUUCAGGUAACUGGAAGGCAAACACAGGCUCUGCUAUGCUGGAGCAGAUCGCCAUGACAGAUAGGUAUCGUCUGUGGGUGGACUCGUGCGCCGAGAUGUUCGGAGGUUUGGAUAUCUGCGCUGUGAAAGCUGUACAUGGAAAAGACGGCAAGGAUUAUAUCAUAGAGGUGAUGGACAGCUCCAUGCCUCUGAUUGGUGAGCAUGUGGAGGAGGACAAGCAGCUCAUCGCUGAUAUGGUCCUCAGCAAGAUGGCUUUUUCUCUGCUCGGUGUCACCUCUCCUCAGUCCUCCAAUGCAAAGACACAACCUGGUCCUCAGACGACUCAGCCGAGACGAGUUCAAGGAGGUCCCCGGUCAGGCUCUGCCUCAUCGUCUCAACCUGCACAGGGAUCUCCACAGCGUACUCGCUCUGCAAACACCUCUCCCAGUCAAGCCUUCCAGCCAGGCCCAAUCCCAGCAGCCUCCUCUCAGAAACAAGGACCACAGCUCAACAAGUCUCAGUCCCUCACCAACACCUUCACAGAGACGCUGAGAGGAAACCCAGCAGACGACGAGGUCAAAGCUGAGACCAUCCGAAGCCUGCGCCAGUCUUUCGCCAGCCUGUUUUCCGACUAGUACAGUACGCUUACUCACACACACACACCGAAAUCUGCACUUUUGGAUUGAAAGUUGUUGUGAAGGUCAGUAGAGUGGAAGUGAAAUCUCUAGCUUCAUGACCGAAUACGACGUCCAGUAGAUGUCCAUGCCACUAGUUUUGAUUUCUGUGUCAUUCUUUUCAAACCUGCCUUCUCUUUCUUCUUCUUCUUCUUCGCUGAUCUCAGAGUUUCUGAGAUUUAGACUUGCUUUUUAACCUUAAUUUCAUGACUGAGAAGAUCCACAAAGGUUCCAUCAUGAAAAUAACCACAUACAGUAAGGUCUUGCAUAUUUAGUUUAUGGAUCCCGACUUCCAGUCCUGGAGGUUUGAAGUCACAUUUAGCCGAUUCUCCCGAAUUCAACUCACCAGUACAUUUGCAGGUUUAGUCAGUGAGCUACAGCAGGUUAAUCACUAAACCACACUGGACUGUGGAUCUCCAGGACUGGAAUUGUGGGAUUCUUUGUGUAUGAAGGACUUCUUGUGGACUUAUUUACACGGUUAAAUCUUGUGGUGUAACAGUAUGAAAAAAAAAACAAAAAACAAUAUGCUAACAUAACCGUAUAGCUCAACGUAUAGUAUCCCAACAUCACCUUCACAAACAAUUAAAUUCAAAACAAAUUUGAUUUUAAAGAAUUGAUCUAAGUAACAAAUAAUUCCCGUUAAUCCAAAAACUAUUGCUUGGCAAAAAAAAAAAAAGAAACGGUAUCUAUGUUCAAAUAAACAGUAUGUUAUCCCCUUUUUAAAAUGUAGCAUAUUUCUUUUGUUUUGUAAUUUAUUCAUUAAUAAUUUAUUAUUUUCAGUGUAGUGUAGCGUUUACAGUAAAACUCUUAUUGAUCUGUCAUCUUGCGCUAUCAGCGAUCCUUUAUUAUCCUUAAUUAGUGACUGAAUUAGCAAACAGUUAUUAUGAUAUAAUCCCCAUGACACAGUAUGUAUUUUAGGCUAUCAGGCAAUAUUCCACACUGGGUCUUAUUUUAUUUCUAAAAAUGGGUCAGUCUUCCAUUACCAUAUAUCUCUUCCCUUUAUAAGUGACGUAUACUUGACAGUGUAAGUACUGUAAAUACUGUUUUAUGUAUUGGGCAUUUUAUCUCCACACUGGGAAUCUCUGAUCUCGUCCCACCUUCGGGAGAAGGAACUUCACAACAAAUAAAGGAGAAGGAAAUAAUGACGUCUGAGUCCAAUCUGAAAGCCAUCAAAUCACUGACAUACUGAGGCCUUGAUUCACUAAGAUCUCAAAUCCUCACUCGUGUAAGGAAAAGCGGACGUGUGAAACCUAUGGAAAUGAGGUGCUGUGUGGAUUUGAUAGUUCCUUUGUUUAAGAGAACCUCGCCAGGUGUUGAAACUAAACCAGGCGUGUUUGUGCAAUUCAAUUUUAAAGUUGCACCAAAAAAAUACAGUAUGAAUGCAAAAUUAAAGUGUGUCAUGUUCAUAGUGUAAAAGUGAAUGUUUUAAUGCUGUUAGCGUCAGAGGCGUGAACAUGCAGCCGUUUGUAAUAUGACUUUAAGUAAGACAUUUAUUACACUUUGGGAGCUUGAGGCCUGAUCGUAAAAGACCUCAUGAAUAAAAUGUAAUGAAUAGUAGAAUUUUAUUGGACCGCUCCAAAUUGAUGCUGCGUUCAACUAAAGCUCACAACGCAAAUUAAAAAAAAAAAUAAAGAAAUAAAGAAAAUAUUCCCUCAAGUUCCUGCUCGGAAACGUGGGAUGGUUUCUUUCUUCGAACCGUGAGUUAAGUGUAUGAUGUCAUGUUAGUGUGAUGUUCAUCAAUACAGUUUCAAGAAAAAAAAUUUGUUAACAUCACACUAAACUGGUCCAUUCUGAAACUUCCCGUUUCCUAUUUAAAUCAAAUGCAGCAUUAGUGCUCCAUGUUUCACACUUUUAGAGAGAAGAGAUACACACACACACACACACACACACACAUUUACAGACUCACUGAGAUACUCACACACAGACACACACACACAAACACACACUCCCUCAUACACCGACACUCAGAUACUCACAAAUAGAGUCACACACACUCACUCACAUGCACACACACUAACACACACACACACCACAUACACACACGUUUAGUAAAUCGGGGCCUAAGUGUUUGACCACAUUCACUUUUAAGCAAAAUAAAUGUUAACAGUUGAAUAUGCAUCAUAUCGCUCGCUCUCAGUGUUUUGUUCAUUUCUGUAUUGUACACUGAGUAUUUUGUGACCACAAAUUAUUACGUCGCCUGUUCAUAUAAGUAGCUUGAUUUAUUUGAACUUGUGGACCAAAUUAUGCUUUAAAAAAAAAAAAAAUCAAGCUUUGCAGUGAUGCUACAGUCUUUUUUAUUCUUUUGAGAGAAUGCCUGCUGUCAGUGUGAUGUGUUUCCUCUGUCAUUUACACGCACCUUAUGAAGUGCAAUGAAAAGCCAUAAACCAGUAAAGAGGAAGUGUUUCAUGUUUGGUGAUUUUGAACUGUUAUUUGUCCCAUGUUUAUAUUUUAGGUACACAUUCAGUUCUUCUCUAGCUGAUAGAAUAACAGAAGACAUGUCCAUAUGUACAUUAUCUGUGAUAUCUCUCUAUGUCUCCACACACCAGAGUAAUAAUCCUGUAUCCAGAAAGAGUCCAAGCAAUUGAAUGAUCUGUUCACUAUAACUAUGUCGUGCUCUUCUGUGUGGUAUUGUAUUAUUAUUAUUAUUAUUAUUUAAUGAACUAAAGUGUGUAACUAAUCUCUAAACUUGCAACGCAUUUAUAUAUAUAUUUAUUUUUGUGAAUUAAUGAUUAAUUGAUUAUUUAUUAUUUUAUCCUCUGUAUCAAAACUUAAAAGUUGUGUAUUUAUGUAUGUAUGUAUUUAUUUUAAAAUCCUUUUUUUUUUUCAACAGUGCAUUUUGUUUGACCCCGUGUAUAUUAUCUGAACGACGUUCAUUAAGAAGCAUGCCUCGAUUUUUUGCAGUAUUGGACGUUUUUGAGCAUUAAACGGACGAGGUGAUUAGCUUUAAAGUCUGAGGCCUAGCUGUUGUUGAUCUCUCACCUGACCCGCAGUCGCUCAGCUACCUCAUGGCUCCCGUCUCUCGAAAUGCAAACCAUUCAUCGGUUCAGAAUUAUGCAGUAAAAGCUAAAGCUCAGAGAAGGUGUGAAACCCACGACGUAGCUUAGGGGUAGCUUGUUUUUUUUUUUUUUACCUUCCUGUUAGGGUGAUAUUCCUUUAAGUUGAACAGACUUAUGUGGGUCUCAACGCAACACAACACAACAAGUUUUACACUCGCACAGCUUACAGUGAUUUCAGCACCCUUUCACUGCAGUGAGCCGACAACAUCACAAUAUACACACAACAUCACAAUAUACGCACACAAGAGUACAUACACAGAAACAACACACACAACGGUAUAAACACACCCCAAUACACACACACAACAGUACGUAUGCAGAUACAACACACACUCAGAUACAACACAGAAACACCACAAUACACAAACACAACAGUACAUAUGCAGAAACAACACAAACACAACAAUACACACACUACAAUACACACAACAAAGUACAUACGCAGAUACAACACAAACACAACAGUACACACACUACAAUACACACAACAAAGUACAUACGCAGAUACAACACAAACACAACAAUACACACACUACAAUACACACAACAAAGUACUUACGCAGAUACAACACACAUUCAGAAACAACACACACACAAUACACACUCAACAGUACAAACGCAGAAAGAAUACACACACAACAAUACACACACUACAAUACACAAACACAACAGUACAUAUGCAGAUACAGCGCACACAAUACACGCACAACUGUACAUAGGUAGAAACACACACACACACACACAACAAUGUACACACCACAAUAGUACAAAUGCAGAUACAACACACUCAGAAACAACACACACAACAAUAUACACCGAACAGUACACACCCAGAGAUGACACACACUCAGAAACAGAAGAACACAAACACACACACACAUACACAUGUAUAUGGUUGUCAUAUUGCAGUGAAUUAUGCAGUGUCGUGGUUUUCUCUAGCGUAAAUGUGGCAUGAUUAGGAUCCUCUUCCACCCUCUGGUGCCUCUGUAAUGAAUGUUCCUCAUGUAGAUCAGUGUUUCUGAAUGCUUCUGUGUAAAUUGUGUAUCAUUCUACAUGUGUUUUA